Molecule: messenger RNA, 6297 nt
Organism: Sclerotinia trifoliorum
Lineage: Eukaryota; Fungi; Ascomycota; Leotiomycetes; Helotiales; Sclerotiniaceae
Source: the annotation of a GenBank genome assembly
GCCCCCUUGAGGUAGUGCAAGCCCAACAUCGGUUAACCCCAUCAAUCAUUUGCUCCAUUUCUCACAAUGCUUCUAUUGGCCUGGUAGCCACCCAUGCUUCUUCUCAGGAUAAUCUACACCCACUCAAUCCCAGGCACUAAUAAUGAUGCGUAAAAUUGUCAGAAUAUUGCUUGAGGUCUUAAAAGGUUAAAAUUUGACUAUUAUUUUGUUUCCCUUUCUCUUAUUCAAAACAAUACACAAGUCUUUCAUCAAAUUCCAAUGGCUGGCCUAAAAAUUGUGAUAAAUCCCAGCGAUACUCAUACCGGUGUAGAGUAGGUAACGCACCAACCAAGCAGUGGGUUGUUGUUAAUACAGAUUCUCUAGUGUCGUAGCUGUACACGGAUUCAACGGUAAUGAGAAAGACACAUGGGAAUCGGAUGGUGGCCGUAAUCACAGUGCACUGGCUGAAAGAUGGUUCUUUUACUUCCAAACUCCGAGGAUUUGCACCUAUGGCUACGACAUUGCAAGUGAUAGCUCCAAUUUUUUCGUCCGCCAAGGUCUUCGAGACGAGGCUAUAAGAUUGCUCAGUGCUUUGACGAAAUUAAGAAGCGACGGUUCAAAGGUAGGAGUUGAUUCAAGCACUUCAUGCCAAUUCCAUAUCUUAACUUUUUACAAGGGCCGUAAUAUUGUGUUCGUCGGUCAUGAUGUUGGCGGAAUACUCGUCAAAGAGGUAAUCAAUAUUUUCAAAUCGAUAAUAGACACAAAACGCUUACUAGCUUGAAUAAGGCUCUUAUCAUAGCAUCUUCAAGUAGCAAUAUAUUUCUUGAUAUAUAUCAAAAAACGCGGGGAUUGGUUUGUGCCCAAAAACUCUAAUAGCUUCAGAAAAACGAGUGCAAAAUAUAUGUUGACAAUAGUGAUAGUUAUUUUUCUCUUGCCCCCAUCAGAUAGACUCUGGUUCUGUUACCUCUCGUAAUAGCUUUAGGAGACUCUUUGAACAGAAAAAGAAUGCCAGCUUCACAUUGACAGAAGAGUUCAUCCAUGCAAUGGCCUGUCUGGUCGAAGAUGUCAAUGUACAGUUCUUGGAUACUGGACUGCAAUAUCGAGUAGCGCUGGCGAAUGUGUCUUCUGUUUCUAAGCAACCCAAAGAAUCAGUAAGUGUGCGAAUGCACCAUAGCCACUAGCCUACUGAUUAAAUUCGUGAAAAUAGAUAUUCUCAGUGAACGAAACGACUUUAGCUGUGCCAAAUACGACCACACGACGAAGCAACGUGGUCAGUGAGACUUCUCACAUCAGAAUUGCACAAGAGCCUCUUCCCAUACCUUUAGAUAUUCGUUGGGAUGAAAUGGUGGAAUUUGCCGCGAAUAAUGGUGCGUUCUCUUUACUGGCAUCAUCAUGCAUCCACGCUCUGUCAGCGUAUCGUAAUUCAAAAGCAAGAUCUGACGACCGUGUAUAGAUUUCCCUAUGGAAAAGUUGAUGCUCUCCCAUACGAGCAUCAUUGACCUGCAGUUGUGCAAGCCUACUAGCCUCACCAAUUUGGAAGAUGAAAUUUUCCAGAAUGAUAAAUACCUCAAUUGGAUGAAAAGAUCAGGAAUGGCGCUAUUGACAAUCCAGUGCUUAGAAGACACUGAAAGAAUGUCAGCAGCCAUCGCCAGAAAUUUAGACCGACUUGGAGACAGGAGAUCGACUUUAGCAUGUAAAUACACUGGCAACAUCCACGCAUCUAAUUGGAUUAGCCGUCUUUUGUUCACUUCUUCAAUUUUUUUGGAAGACAACGAGUAUGUCAAGGAGGCUUUAAGUGAGUUUUGGAUUCGAAUUAGACAUUUUUCAGGACCCAGUCCACAGGACAUGGUUCAUCUCUGGCGCGAAAUCUUGUUAUCUUAUAAUGGUAAUAUUUUUUGGGUGCUUCAGGAUGUUGAUUCAGACGUAGGAGCACUCCGAGAGCUGUUUGAUUGGCUUGGGCUUUUGGGAGCUUCUUCUGAGGCAAGACUUAAAGUAAUCAUUGUAACCCGAAGUCAGGUAACAAUUCAGGUUGAUGCUCUUCCUUCUGAGAUAAUCAUGAUCAAAGAGGGGCAGAAUUCUUCCCAACUAACUGAGAAUUUACAUCUCCAAAGAGCUCAAUGUGAGCCAGAAUUACACGGUCCUGAAAUCACGAGCUUGGCUAAAUGGGGUGACCCCGAAUCGUCCAUUUCUGGAAAGGAAAAUUUAAUACUGUUUGAUGAAGAUACUGAGGUACUGAAACUAGUGUUACAACGACCGCAACUCUAUACUUGUCAGUCUAUCAUUAGGCAACGGUUGAGUCAAUAUCAGGACCCAGCCGUCCGCAAAGCUAAUCUACACUGGCUGUGCUCCCUUGAUUCGAAGCUGGCGUCAUCUGAAAUACAAAGACUAGUCUCAAACAGCUUUUUAUUGAGCCCGAAGGAAAAUCCAAAAGCAACUUUCAAGCGAAUAAUGGACAGCUUGAAAUUCAAGGACAUGGCGGUCCGAGUUCUCGAACUUCUGCUACAUUCAUUUCGGUCUCUGACACCUGGCGAGCUGACAGACGUCAUAAUCAGCGGAUCUGUCCGCGAGGAAUUGGAGGCUACUUCAUGGACAGAUAUAUUGGGCGAAAGCGGACUUUUUCCUGUUGUAUUGGUGAUUUCACACGAUCGAGUCCAGUUUUCUCGCGAGUGCUUUCGCCAGCUCGCAUCCUCGCAUAUAUAUGAUGCACAUAUAGACCACCUGGACGAACGAACAACAGCUCAAGCGCAUUCUCGAAUUGCAAUAAUGUGUGUUGAGCAUAUCCGCUCGGCUCAUAGCAGCAAGUUGAAUGAGGGUAGAAGAGUGAAGAGAGGUCAACAUCUCCAGCGACACACUGAAUUUCUAUCGUAUGCUGCCAGAUACUGGCCGAAUCAUAGCGAGUUGGCGGGGAACUCAAUCUUACCAGAAAUAGAACCAUUCAAAGGUCUUGUAGAGCAGCAUGAAUUGCUUGAAUAUUGGGUCAAUGCGUAUGGAGACAACCUGGAGCCCCAAGAAGUAAGGCCGGACAACGUAUCGCUCGUUAGUCCUCUGUCAAUAUUUGCAGAGCAUGGAUUGGAGCACAUGUUGAGAGGGAUUAUAUCAUAUUGCCGAAGCAUGCCCGAUUUCCCGAAGAAGUGUCUAUUUGCUCUCGAAUUGGCCGCUAGGAAUGGCCACAUUCAGGUCAUUCAGAAAUUGUUGGCGUUGAAUCUCGACGAAUACACUACAUUCGAUACAGCUAUUUUCCUAUCGAUUGGCUGGCAGAAUACAGAUGCAGCUAUUGCCCUCAUAAAAGAUGUGUACAACGCGCCAGGACGGCUUAUAAACUCAUCGAGGGUGCUUAGUCGGGCUAUAUUGAUGGGGAUGAGUGAAGUCGUCGCCUUACUUAUUUCUCUCAUGGCGGAUAAUGAUCAACAUUAUGAAGGUAUUGAUCUUUUUGAGAUGGCGGGCAUUUCUGGACGGGUUGAGAUUGUAAAAAUCCUGAUUGAGAGGAGAUCAGAGCUUCAGCUCAUGGACGAACAAGACCGAGAUAUGGUUACAUGUUUUCAGCAGGCCCUUCAACAUGGCCAUCACGAGCUUUUACAAUACCUGAUUAAUUCCAAGUUCAGACACUUGAUCACACCUCGCAAACCCCAACAGUCAAAGAACGAAAAUGAGCAAGACACCAAGUCAAGACAUGGUGACGAAAACAGUAAAGUCUUUCAAGACUUGAUGGUGAGAGCUGCUAGGCUUGGGCAAUUUAAGAUUCUGGAAAGUCUGCUUAUGAUCGCUGAAGGCGAAGUCCAAGACGAUAGGGAUUUUCUGGUCGAACUCAUUGAUAUAUCGGUCUCCCAACGACGACAAAAAUGUUUCGAACUUUUGAACCAAGCUCUCUCAAAGCUAAACCAAGCAGACGAAAGCGAAUACAAAUAUGGAAUUGAUACCUUCAAACUGAUGAAAAUAGCAAUUCGGAAUGGCGACACUACUAUGUUUCAGACAAUGCUGUCUCUCCGCUGGCCGUUUCGUGGGUUAAGCCCCGACGUGCUCUUCGAAAUUCGAAUAGAAAAUAUGGAAGAGAAUGAUGAUUCGCUGGAUUUCCUCAAGCUUCUUCUCGAGAAGGGCACAGAGGUCUUUGGCCCUCAGAUUCUAGGAGAUGCUCUUGAAAACGCCAUUGGCCUAGCCAUUUCGAAGGGUCGCGAGACAGUGGCGCAAUGGCUAAUCAAAAGCAUAAUUGGUCUUGAUUUAGCGCCUGCGUUUAAUAGUCCUAAAUUCCUAUCACGAACACCCCUCUUCCGCGCCGCCUAUUAUGGGAAAUUAGGCCUAGCGAAACUGAUUCUUGAACAAACUAAAGCAAAUCCAAAUGCCACUUCGGGUGAUCCAAGAGAGUGGAAAGCACUCCACGCCGCAUAUGAUUCUGUGGAAAUGACCAGGCUAUUGAUUGCCUUCAAAGCAGACAUCAAUCAAAAAGAUCUGGAUGGCAAAACCCCACUUUUCUUGGCUAUGGAGCAAGGCUUCUUUGACACCGCGAAAGAGCUGUUGAAGCACAAGCCCGAGUUGAACAUUUUAGUUGAAGGAGAUACCGAGCUCUCGCUAGCCCUUAAAUUAUCAGCAGACCAAGAUGGUGAUAUUUUCAAUACGCUUCUCGAUGCAGGUGCAGAUCCUUUUCUUCAUAGCAAGGCAACUGUGGACCAUCCAUUACUGCACUCGUGCGUAAGAUUGUCUAAAUUAGCGGCCCUGAAAGCACUUUUGCUGCUCAACUUCUCAUUAGAAGAUGAUGAAACAAAAGAAACGGCACUCAAUUCUAUUAGUAGCGCUACAGAAGCAUCAGUCAUAAAUCUCCUUGUUAAACGGGGAGCCUCUAUACUUACUAGAAACAAGGAAGGAUUCACGCCUUUAGCGAUUGCGGUCAAAGAGGGCAAUAUCGAAGUAACAAAAUGCCUACUAUCCCUCGGCGCAAACAUUGAUGAUCCUACCAAUAAUUGCGACACCCCGAUUCGUAUAUCAUGCCGUUAUUGUAAUUUAGACAUGGUCAAACUACUGCUGGAAAAGGGUGCCAAUGUCAACGAAGCGACCGAUAGUAUCUUAGGAACACCGUUCCAGGCCACCUUGUUGCGUGAGACAAAAGAUCCUACUAUCAUCAAAUGUCUCCUUGAGCAUGAGCAAUUCGAUCCCAACGGGAAGAGCUCAUGGUGGGGUUGUAAUCUUAACUUGGGCUGUCUCUUGGCGGAUGUAGAAGUCAUUGAUAAAUUGCUUGAGCUUAAAGCUGCAGUGGAAGUUGAGGAUCAUAUGGGUCGAUCUCCUAUCCACUUUGCGCUUUACCGCACAGUUGAGCACAUAGAAAGAAUCAGUAAAGCUUGUAGUAAGGAUGUUGAUCUCCUUGCUGCUAAAGAUCGUAUGGGACGGAAUGCACUCCACUUCGCGGUGGUAAGUGGUAGGUUGAAUGUUGUCCAGUACGUCCUGAAGGACCACAAAGACUUCGUGAAAGAAGCUGAUAUCGACGGCUGGACACCACUGCUUUGGGCUAUCAGAGAUUGUGGCUUAUGGGAUACGGAAAGUGACCAGAAAGUUGCGAUUAUUGAAGAGCUUAUUAAACAAGGCGCCGAUCUUUCUGUCAAAGGAAAAGGCUUAUAUCGAGACUGGACUCCACGCAAGCUUGCGAAAUAUUAUGGUUUGGGCGAUGAGAUGGAUAAAUUAUUGACAUCUAGUGCGGCUAAUUCGCUUGACGAAGGAGAGCAUGGAAUUAUAAAGGGACAGAAGGUGGAUAGUGCGUAUUGCGACGCGUGCCUAAUGGCAAGUACCCAUCUCUUGCUAUUGUUGCUUUUCAGACCAAUGGUCACUAACCUUUCGAGCUUUCAAUUAUGUAGAUUAUAGUGGAUUUGUUCUUUCAAUGCGAGGUUUGUCCCGAAUUUUGCCUCUGCUUCAAGUGUUUCCGAUCAAAAACUGAGAUUCAUAACUACAACCAUGAAUUUGUCGAAAACCGGUGGGCUGAGGAAGACUUCGACGAGUCAGAUCCCGCAGAGGUACAAGACUCACUAUCUGAAAGCAUGACUGGCAGUUCUAGUGACGACGAAGAUGAAAUUUUAGAUAAUGGGGACGAAGCAAGGGAGGGCGUUGUAGAUGGUGACGAAAAUUUAGAGGAGCAAUACUAGAGUAUGUAGGCAUAGAUCGUGUGCGAAAAUUUGAUUAUACAUCUUAGCAGUGCACGGAUUAUAGGGAGGUGAGGAGAAGGGGGGACUUUUCCGGACAGAAAGUAUAUAUGGGCUGCGCUAGAGCUGAGAGUUGCUGUGAUCUCCUAGGGUCCUGUCAGUGCAUGUAUAUAUCUUGAAUGAUGCAUGCAGAGAGCAA